Molecule: messenger RNA, 1369 nt
Organism: Cheilinus undulatus (humphead wrasse)
Lineage: Eukaryota; Metazoa; Chordata; Actinopteri; Labriformes; Labridae
Product: carboxypeptidase O-like
Exons: 9
Coding region: 102-1178 (358 amino acids)
Biological process (GO): proteolysis
Molecular function (GO): metallocarboxypeptidase activity; zinc ion binding
Source: RefSeq, a predicted model, not a curated record
GCAGGUCUUUAUCAGAUCUGUGUCUUUGAUAAAGGCUUUUAAUAUCCUAGAGUCACUGUCUGCUGAAAUCAGUAAAAACUAGAACUUUUUAUUAAAGUCUAAUGAUGUUUAACUGUGUCGGACUGAGCAUUGUGGCGUUGCUGUUGGUGAUUGGAGCAGCUGCAGAAGAAAGAGCGGAGUAUGACUACUACAAAUACCAUCCCAUGGUUGAGAUCACUGACUGGAUGACUCAGAUUGCGAAGGAUAACCCUGAUAUUGUGAAAAUCAUUGACUAUGGAAAAACCUACGAGCUGAGGACUAUUAGCCUGCUCAAGAUUGGCGUUGAUACAGGAGAGAAGAAGAAGGCCGUCUGGAUGGACUGUGGCAUUCACGCCAGGGAAUGGAUCGCCCCGGCCUUCUGUCAGUACUUUGUCAGACAGAUCCUGGAUGCUUAUAAGAAAGACUCAAAAAUGGAAGAGAUGAUGAAGAACAUAGAUUUCUACGUCACGCCUGUCCUGAACAUCGACGGCUACAUUUACACCUGGAUAAAUGAAUCAACUCGACAGUGGAGGAAGAACAGGUCACCUGGACCUCCAGGCUGUGAAUGUUAUGGCACUGAUCUCAACCGCAACUAUGACGCCAACUGGGGAACUGUGGGAGUCUCGUUCAACUGCUGUAGCAUAUUGUACUGCGGCAGACAAGUCCAGUCUGAGCCAGAGACCCAGGCCGUCACUUAUUUUAUCGGAACCCGAAAAGAAGACUUCCUCUGCUUCUUCAACAUCCACUCGUACGGCCAGCUACUGCUGUUUCCCUAUGGACAUCCUGACUUCACCGCCACCAACUAUGAAGAGCUGAUGGCGGUGGGUUUGGCUGCAGCAGAUGCCAUUAAGAAGGUCCAUGGGAUGGACUACACCGUUGGAGCUUCUGCUGAUGUGUUAUACCCCAUGUCUGGUUCAUCCAAAGACUGGUCUCAGAUGCAGGGCAUCCCCUACUCCUUCAUCUUUGAGCUGAGAGAUAACGGGACGUACGAAUUUGAGCUCCCUGAAGAUCAGAUCAAGCCGGCCUGUGAGGAGGCCUACGCAGGAGCCCUGCACAUCAUCACCCACGCCCACGAUAAGACCUUUAACAGCGCUGUGGAAACCACUGCUGCCACCCUGUGGACCGUAAUGGCAGCAAUCAGCCUCACCAACCUGAUAUAAGAGAAUAAAGCCAGGAUGAAGAAUCAAAUCUUUACCUUCUUAUCAUGCAUAAAUGGCACUAUUGCUUAAUAUUGAUGAAUUGUAUUUAUUGAUGAUAAAUGUUGUAUAUUUUUUAAAUUAAGACAAAACUCAUCUUAAGUUAUCUGAACAAUGAGAACCAUUUACAACUGUAAAUAAAUGUCCAUAAAUUA